GACCUCUAGCUACCUGAUGCAUGCAUGGCCAUUGGUCAGCAGCAGGUAGCUGCUGGAGUGGAGAGAUCUGUGUAUAAGAGUAGCCGCAAGCGUGUCGGUCAACAGAAUCGGUAGCUUUUGCCAACGACCCGGCUCCUCACGUCUGUAGCGUGAGCCACCCUACAGCACCAAGCAUAGCAAGCCAAGAAUCGAAGCUUCUCUUGCGGCAGCGACAACUCGAGCUAGCUAGCUUUCGAAGCUGGGCGCGGCGGCCGCCGACGGGCCGCGCACAUGGGCAACGCGCUGGGCUGCGUGGGCCUCGGCGAGCGGCUGGCGGCGGCGGCGACGGACGGCGACGCCGCGGAGGCGCGGCGGCUGUUGGCGGCCAACCCGGGGCUCGCGCGGUGCGCCGCCUUGGGCAGCCUCAACUCGCCGCUCCACCUCGCCGCGGCCAAAGGGCACCACGAGAUUGCUGCAUUGCUGCUGGAGAACGGAGCAGAUGUCAAUGCGAGGAACAUAUAUGGACAGACGGCGUUGAUGCAAGCGUGCCGGUUCGGUCAUUGGGAGGUGGCUCAGACGCUGCUGGUUUUCAGAUGCAAUGUGUCCAAGGUGGACAGCCUCAGCAGCCGGACGGCGCUGCAUCUCGCGGCGGCCGGAGGGCACGUCAAGUGCGUCAGGCUGCUGCUGGCGGCCGUCGCCGGCGACGGCGACAGGCUGUGCAGCUACGUGAACAAGGCGGCCAGCGGCGGCGUGACGGCGCUCCACCUGGCCGCGCUGCACGGCCACGUCGACUGCGUGCACCUGCUCAUCGACGAGCACGCGGACCUCGCCGCGCAGACGCUCCCCUGCGUCGCGUCGCCCAUGGGCUCCAUCGGCGCCGGGAGCAACCCCCUGCACUACGCCGCUGCAGGCGGCGAGGUCAAGUGCUGCCAGAUCCUUGUGUCGCGAGGAGCCGACAGAACUGCCGUCAACUACAACGGGUGGCUCCCGGUGGACGUGGCGAGGACGUGGGGCUGCCACUGGCUGCAGCACGUGCUGUCGCCCAAGUCACACCUGCCGAUACCCAAGUUCCCGCCGUCCGGCUACCUCUCCUCGCCGCUCGCCGGCGUGCUCAGCCUCGCGAGGGAGUGCGGCCUGGUUCUGAACUCGCCGUCGGAAUUUUCAGACGGCGUCGACGCCUGCGCGGUGUGCCUGGAAAGACCCUGCAACGUGGCUGCCGAAGUGUGCGGGCACGGGCUGUGCGUGAAAUGCGCGCUGGAUCUCUGCUCGGUGAUCAAAUCCUACGACGUGCCUGGGAUCGCCGGAUCCAUCCCGUGCCCACUCUGCCGGAGCGGGAUCGCCUCGUUCAGGAAGCGAGCAGCUUCAGAAGCACCGGGCGAACCUGAGCCUGACCUGAACCCUGCCUGCUCCGGUAGCCACUGCACGAACUGCUGCGGUGAGGGCCACCAAGCGUCCUCCAGGCCGGAGAAGAAGCCCGCCGACGGGUGCCGGAAUUACGGCGAUGCCGGCAUGGGUUCAGACGUUAUCGUCCCACUGUACUGCGCUCCGUUCACUCCUUCUGCCGUCUUGUCCUGAACUCCACUCCUUCCUGAUCAGAGCAUGCAGCAUGCAGACAUGCAAUGACAUGACUGACAGCUCGAACUUGAAGUUAAAAAAAAAUGAGCACGGAGGGGGAGGAAUUCAUUAAAAGGAUGCGGAGGCUCGAACUCGGGCUGGCUCAGUGAAACCGUUCGACUGAUCGUUAGCACCGUGAGAAGCUCGACAACUUGAACUUGAAGUUAGCAAAGAAGAAGCUGCAUCAGUAGAAUUGUGCAACAUCAGUUUACUUCUGUGUAUACAGGUACAUACAUACAGACAGAUGAUUUGAUUGGAUUUGUUGUGUUUGCUGAUGCUAAAGGGCAACAGCAUCGGCUGCUUAUGGUGUGGUACAUGGAUGAUGUAACAUGUCGUGCGGUUGGUUUGUAGAGUGGUUGUAUAAAGAAAAAAAAAGCAUUAAUCCUUUUGUUGUAAAAGAAGGUCAGGCCUUUUUAACUCAUGAUUCUUUUACACUCUAAAUCGUUCGUUUAUGGAGGCA
Messenger RNA from Phragmites australis (common reed), 2053 nucleotides. Its product is annotated as probable E3 ubiquitin-protein ligase XBOS36. Lineage: Eukaryota; Viridiplantae; Streptophyta; Magnoliopsida; Poales; Poaceae. The record is from RefSeq and is a predicted model, not a curated record. Gene Ontology annotation, molecular function: protein binding. The coding region runs from base 271 to 1554 and encodes 427 amino acids. The transcript is spliced from 9 exons.